CAAAGGGAGGAAAGAGCAGCUCUUAGAGCCGUCCCUGAGGGCCGAGGGGAGGGAGGGAAGGGCAGAGCAGCUCCCGGAGCCCGUGAGCGGCGGGCACGGCGCUGGCUGCGGGCACUGCCGGGCACGGAGCUGCUGGAGCGGGGCCGGGGGAGGCCGCGGAGCUGCUCCAGGGAGAGCUCAGAGCCCCUUCCAGGGCAUAACGCAGCUCCAGGAGAGCUGGAGAGGGACCUGGAACGAGGGAUGGAGGGACAGGACACAGGGAAUGGCUCCCACUGCCAGAGGGCAGGGCUGGAGGGGAGAUUGGGCAGGAAUUGUUCCCUGGCAGGGUGGGCAGGCCCUGGCACAGGGUGCCCAGAGCAGCUGUGGCUGCCCCUGGAUCCCUGGCAGUGCCCAAGGCCAGGCUGGACAGGGCUGGGAGCAGCCUGGGACAGUGGGAGGUUUUUCCCACUAUCUCAUCUAACCACACUCUCCUUUUCAACUCAUCCCCCCGUACCUCAUCUUUCCUUGCUGCCCCAUGGCCUCUGCCCCAGCAGAGAGCUCCGGGAGCCAUGGGAAGGGGCUGGGGUGGAGCCAGAGUCACAGCAGCUCUGCUUUGGACUAUUCAGGAGGCACCUUUGAGUCCUUCAGCGAGGAGGAGGAGAGCGAAGCUCCUGGAUCCUGGUGUUCCACGGAGGAUUUGGAGGGGACAGCUGUGUCAGAGGCGUUGGAAAGCUCAUUGUCACUGGCAGGCCAAAGUCCUGCAGAGGAGGAGUCUGAAGCAGUGGAUCCAGCUGUGGAAAGAGCUGCCAUAGGAAAAUGGAUUGAUGCCAUGGGAAAAUGGAUUGGUCUGAAAAAUAAAGACACUGGGAUUAGUCCAGACAAACCUGUCAUCAGAACUCCUGCUGGGCUGACCCUGGUUUGUUUUCCCGUGGGUAGCACGAGGUCGCACAGACAAAGAGCAGCGAUUCCUGUUUCCCUGGCAGCCCCUGAUGCUCUGUGGCCGGCAGGAGUUCCCGGGUGGUCCCGAGGGGAGCUGGGCGCUCUGGGCGCGUUCUGCAGCAGGAGGAUCAGCGGGAUGCGGCGCGCACGGAAGGACAGGGCGCUGCACUGGGCAGUGCCAGCAAGGCAGACCGGGACAGGAGAUCCCAGAGCUGUUCCUGCCCAGCUGAUGAACAGGAUCCUGCUGGAAAACACCAGGGAGGCUGUGAAACAGGUGACAGAGGCUGAAAUCCACGAGGCUUCAACAUGUCCUGACUGCCAGCAGAAGAAAGCAGAGCUGGCCAAGGUUGCCUUUCUCAGGCAAAAAAAGACUCUUCUGGAAAGUGCUUUAAUCCAAGAGAAAUUGGAAGAACAGUUCUACUCCAGAGACAUGCUGACACUCCUAGGAGAAGCACUCAGAAGCUUUCCCAAACCUUCAGAGGAUCCCAGGGAUUUGUGGCAAAGGCUGAAGGAAAUGGAAAGCCUGAAUUAAGUGGGUGAAGGACUGGGAGAGCCUCCUGUGGGCAGUCACCUCCAGAAUUCCAAUGAAUUUGGAUCUGAGCUGCUCUGGCAGUGAUGGAUUGGGUGCUGCUUUAAUAUUCCUGCAGGUGGAGGCAGAUCUGCCUGGCUGGGGUGUGAGUCAACCCUUUCUCCUUCCUCAAUGCAAAUGUUGCAGUAUAUUGUAAUCCAUCUCCAUAGGCUUCUCAAAUUUCAGAAGCCAACAGUUCCCAUUAUUAAUCUGGCAAGGCAGAAGUAUUGUUUUUUAUGGGAUUGCUGUGGGAUUGCAGAGCAGCUCCCAGCUGCUUUCAUCCAUAAGGAAAAUAAAUGAUUCCCUUUGCCAGGGCAGGGAGGUGUAAUUACUGCAUUUCAGCUCAGCCUUUGCCCACUGUCUCAUGGUAAAUUGAAAGUGAGAGCCCCAGGUGGAGGACAAAAAGCAAAGUUAACUAUAGAAAGCAGUAAAAUGAAAUGCAGUAUUUAUAGAAGGGAAAUAAUGAGGCUGUAACAGAAAUUAAUCAGCAGGACUGAGGAUGCCAAUGGGAUGAGAAAUGAUAAUAAAUUAAUCAUGAAAUCUAUAUAGGAUAGAGAGGAAAAAAACCCAACAGAUUAAAACCAGAAUGGGAAUUACAAGAAAAUACUUUGAAAUUUGUUGUAAUUUUUCAAGAUGAUGAAGUCACUGUUGUUCAAAGACUGGAUCUGUUCAGUACACAUCCAAGUAAAACAGAAUUGUGCUGGGAA
This is a messenger RNA of Prinia subflava (tawny-flanked prinia), 2193 nucleotides long. It is a transcript of the gene C20H8orf48, whose product is annotated as chromosome 20 C8orf48 homolog. The record is from RefSeq and is a predicted model, not a curated record. The coding region runs from base 515 to 1450 and encodes 311 amino acids. NCBI's taxonomy places the organism in Eukaryota, Metazoa, Chordata, Aves, Passeriformes, Cisticolidae. The transcript has 6 exons.